AUGUCUCGAGAUACCCAACCCAGCAGCAGCAGUAGUGCCCCACCACGCCCCGCAGCGAUACCACCACGCUCAAUCGACGGACCGGGCAACCUCUCGCUAAACGGCGCGCGGCAUAGCAAUGACCACCGACACAUCCAGGACAUCAGCGUCGCCCCCACGCUGGACGAGGUCACGUCGUUACGCAGGCCAUACCUCCCCCUCUAUGCACCAGGCGCAGAGCACUACUACCCAAACGACAGCGUCGCGAGGAUGCUCGACGUCCAGUUCCGCCUGGUGCGCGAGGACUCGUUGCGCGGGUUCUACCGCGGCAUGAAGUCCAUCCUGCACGACCUCGACUCGGACACGUUCACCGAGAGCCAGCUUGCGCUCCGUCUGAACGCAGGAGGGGGGUACUACGUGACGCACGGCGAUGACUCGGUCGCCCUCCCGCUCCUCGCGAGUAUCGAGUUCGAGGGCGUCCGUCUCGACAACAUGGCGGGUAUGGUCAUCCUCGCGAGCGCCGACUCGCCGCCCAGUGUUGCCCGAUCCAUCUCUCUCAAGAAGCGCCUGAACUUUUGGGAGGGCAGCCCCCGUCUGCCGAUGGGCGGGCUCGUGGCUAUCGUCACGAAGCGCGGCGAUGUCCCGGCGCGGUUCGCCAUGGCGACGUUGACAAUGAUGCCCAACCAGUUCCGCCACAGCAAGCCCGCUCAAGACGAUCGCCCGCGCAUCGGGUUCGGGCUGCACUUUCUCGACCCAGCCGAGGCCGUCCGUACCUUCCAGGACCUCAAGGCCGGUGACCUGCGACUGCUCGUCGAGAGCCCGGUGCUCUACCCCGCAGUCUGGCCGUUCCUCGAGACCAUCAAGGCGGUCAACCCUCGCGAGAUCCCUUUAUCAAAGUACUUUGUCCCCGAUGCCAACUUGUCCGGCAUUGAUAUCGGUAUUCCGGCGUACGCCAAGAACCCUGGCUUCAAGUGGGACCUCACCUGCCUCCUCAAGCCCAACUCCAAGAUCAAGGAGCUCCACUUCCGGCCAACUAGAUCCAGCUCGGUGGCUGCUGCGCGUGGCCUCCUCCGCAAGUUCAGCAAGCUGGACCCCAGUCAAGCGGACGCUGUCAUGGACUCGCUCAACCGCGAGGUGGCUUUGAUUCAAGGCCCACCAGGUACUGGCAAGACGUUCACCGGUGUCGAGUUCCUCCGCGUGCUUCUCGCCAACAAAGUCAAGCCAAUCUUGAUGCUCGGCUUCACGAAUCACGCGGUCGACCAUAUCCUCCGAGCAGCGUACGAGGGCGUCUCGACCAACAUCGUCCGACUUGGCACCCGCAGCAACGACAGUGUUAUCAAGAAGCUCACUCUUGGCCGGCUGAAGGGCUACAAGGGGGCCCUGAAGGCUCUCCGAGGCAAGAUGAAGGCACUCGAAAAGAAGAUGGAGUCGACGACACUUUCCGUACCGACCACGGCGCUCAGCCACGACGAGUUCCUCGAGUUCAUCAAGGAAGGCUACCCAGCUCUGGCAGAUGCGGUCGAGGUCCUCCCUGCUCAUGUGGUCCCGUGGUACGACGAGUGGGUGGCCGACCAGAAGGACGGGUUCAAGCGCGUCGGUGAGCAGGCCAACGACUGCGGAUCUUGGGAGUACUGGCGCCUCGGCAUCGACCUGGAGCGUCGAGUUGCCUUGUGCAAGGCAGCCGACGAGGAUGGCGACAAACUCCAAAUCCCAAAUCACCUGUUCGACAGGCUCAGUCUCGGCACCACUUGGUUGGCCCAGCCGAGCAGUCUUGUGCCUCAGUCUAGCCCCGAGGAAACGGACUCAGCGGGGUCCGCGACCUCUGGGUCCACAUCGUCCGGAUCCAGCUCCAGGUCAACCCCGCUUGAGUUGUCUCCUUCGACCUCCAGACGGCCCAGCAACUCUAGUUCCGAGGCACCGACACCGCUGGUCACCCCCGAUUCCAUCGGACCGGACUCAAGCUCUCUUCUCGAGGUGCCGGUUUCCCAUCGCCCCACGUGGCAGCUACUGAGGGAGAGGGACGUCUGGAACUUCUCAAUCUUCGAGCGUCGCCAGAUCAUCAAGGAUCUCGAGGCGGAGGCCAAGCGCUGGGUAAACGAGCCUCACCUUGCCACGGUCGCCACACUCUUCCAGCAACUGUCAUCCGAGUACGAGGUCCUUCAGAAGGAGGUUAGCCGCCUCAGGAACCUGAGCCGCGCCCAGGCGCUGUCCUACGCCGACAUUGUCGGCGGCACGACCAACGGAGCAGCAAGGUAUGGUGACGCAAUCAAGGGCUUUGCACCCAAGGUGGUCAUCUUCGAGGAGGCGGGACAGAUCCUCGAAGCGCACACAUUGUGUGCUCUCUUCCCGUCCGUGCAGCACGUCAUAUCCCUCGGCGACCCCCUGCAGCUUCGAGCCAUCCCGAACUGUUACGAGUUCUCGGUCGACAAUGCCAAGGGAGCCGAGUUCAAGUUUGACGUGUCUUAUAUGGAGCGUGCUUCAACGGCAGGGCUUCCCAUGAGCCAGCUCCAGGUCCAGCGUCGCAUGCUUCCCGAGAUUUCCCUGCUCAUUUCCAACACACUGUACCCGGACCUCGAGGAUCACCCCUGUGUGAAGCAAUACCCCAAUGUUCUUGGGAUGGAGUCAAACAUCUUCUUCCUCGACCAUCGCCAUCCCGAGACGAGCAUGGCAGGGAGGAAGCUUCACAACAGGUACGAGGCCGACAUGGUCUGCGAGCUGGUCCUGUAUCUUCUCAAGCAGGGCUGCUACUCGGAGGAGGGUGACAUUGUCAUCCUGUGCGCAUACCUCGGCCAGCUCAUGCAGAUCCGGAACAAGAUCCAGCACAAGGUGACCUUGGUCUUCGAUGAGCGCGACGAGAAGCAGGUCGCCAAGAUGGACGAGCAGUCGGGCCACAUUGCCAACAGCGGGCCUGCGAGUACCAAGCACAAGGUCCUUCUGCGAACUGUUGACAGCUUUCAAGGAGAAGAGGCCAAGGUUGUCAUCUUGUCACUUGUUCGAAACGCUGGCAAGGCCGAUGACGGGGACGAUGAACCAGCAAAGAAGACGAUUGGCUUCCUCAAGUCGACCAACCGAACCAACGUCGCAGUGUCACGGGCGAAGCAUGGCAUGUACAUCCUCGGCAACGCCGCACAGCUCUCAGAAGGCAGUGACAUGUGGAAGUCGAUUGUCACCGACUAUACAACGGCGCAAGCCAUCGGCCCUAAGAUCCCUAUUAAGUGCGAGCAGCAUGACACGGUGCAGGAGAUCGAAUGUGCAGAGCAGUUUGCCGAACUGUCACCCGAUGGUGGAUGUGAUGAGCCCUGCGGCGCACGACUGGCGAACUGCCGUCACGUUUGCCCGCGGAAGUGUCAUGCGGACGAUGCAGAGCACAUCGAGUUUUUCUGCAAGAAGAAGUGCCAGCGGGUUUGCACCAGGUGCAUGAACGCGUGUGAGGGAGUUUGUGGCGAUCCCUGCGACAGGUGCGAACUGGACUACUUCCCCGUCGACCUCCCAUGUGGCCACGACGUCCUGGUGCCCUGCUGGCAAAUGGGCGAUGUGUCGCGAGUGCGCUGCACCAUGCUCGUCGACAAGCGGCGCCCAUCAUGUGGACACUUUGUUGAGGUCGAGUGCAACGUCGAGGACGUCGCCGCCGUCUCUUGCGCGCACCCCAAGUGCCUGGCCCCCGGUCGCCGAUGA
This is a messenger RNA of Vanrija pseudolonga, 3654 nucleotides long. It is a transcript of the gene Znfx1, whose product is annotated as NFX1-type zinc finger-containing protein 1. The record is from RefSeq and is a predicted model, not a curated record. The transcript is spliced from 8 exons. Gene Ontology annotation, cellular component: nuclear RNA-directed RNA polymerase complex. Gene Ontology annotation, molecular function: helicase activity. Bases 1 to 3654 code for a protein of 1217 amino acids. NCBI's taxonomy places the organism in Eukaryota, Fungi, Basidiomycota, Tremellomycetes, Trichosporonales, Trichosporonaceae. Gene Ontology annotation, biological process: regulatory ncRNA-mediated heterochromatin formation.